AAAGGUGUGGAGACAUACAGUGAAAAUGUUUAAAGAAUUAAUUUUUCUAGUUUGCAUUUUAAACUUUUCUUUGGCAUACAGAGAAUAUUGUUCAAAUAGAAAAAGUGAUAAAAAGUGCUAUUGUAUACACACGGCGGAUACCAAUUACAUGACUGCAGUGAAAAAAGCGGAUUGUUCAAGUAUCAAUUUAAAGAAUGUUCCGGCAAGUGAAACUUUGGAUAAAGAAUUGCUGUACUUGGAUGUCUCUUUGAACAACAUUGAAAGACUAGAUAAGGACUACGCAUAUACCAAUCCAAUUUUGACCUCUUUUAAACUGUGCCACAACAAUAUAAUGUCCAUAGAUCCCACUUAUUUCAAUGGCGUACCAGAUUUAGAGGAGUUAGAUUUAAGUUAUAAUAAUUUAUCUGCAGUGGAUAGUGAUAUAUUUACACCACUGACAAAAUUAGCUAAAUUAAACUUAGCAAAUAAUUUCAUUACUAAAAUACCACAACUACAAAAAACCAAAUUAGUCAGUGUAGAUUUUAGUUACAAUAAUCUCACCGCUUUCUUUAACAAUCCCAACGUACGAUUGAUUGAAUAUUUCCCUCCUCAUGUCACUGACGUUAAGUUGGAUAGGGUAGGUUUAAUGGAGAUAUCAAAUAAAUUCUUCGAUGGAUUCGUCAAAGUUACCAGAAUUUCUUUAGCAGACAACAAUUUGAAUCGUAUUCCUGUACUGCCGAACACAAUUGAAUAUUUGGAUUUGUCCGGGAAUGUGAUAACUCAGGUCACUGCACAUUGCCUUAAUUACCCCGCACUAAAGGAGUUGAAGCUUAAUCGGAUGGCCAGUCUAGUCACUAUUAAUCACUACGCUUUCUUCAAUUUGAGAGCAUUAGAUCGAAUAUCUGUGACAGAUAAUCGAAAUUUGGAAACGUUUACUGAACUCGCAUUUGGUUAUUUGAAAGAUAACAAGGAUUUUCAUAUUAAAAGUUUGUCUCUCGCGAGAAAUGGUUUGAAAACACUCAAUGAGACGUAUCAGUAUUUCUUUGUGGAUAUAGAGGAAGUGGAUUUAUCGGGUAAUCCCUGGACAUGCAAUUGCACACUAUUAUGGCUGAUGAAAUACGCUAGUUAUAGAACUACAAUCAACGAGGGAAAUUUACGUUGUUACGCUCCGUACGAACUGCAUGGAUUCGAAAUUGAUGAAUUAACUGAUGGAGAUUUUCCAGAAUGUUUCCCUCAACAAUAUCCCCAAAAAACUCAUAGAAUUCUUUUGACUUUUCUAAUAUUGGCCAUAUUAGCUCUUGUGUUACUAAUAUUUUACCUUAUUAAAAUGGCACCGAUGUGGUAUGGAAAUCCUGGACAAAGCGUGGGACCGAACUCACCUUACAAUAUUGCUGCUAAUACAGAUGAUAUGUAAAUUUGAAUUUUAAAAUGUUGUGAAGAUAAAAUCCAAUGAUUAAAGGUGAAAAUUAUAAAGCAACUUUUAGAGAUGAAGAUGUAGUUUUAAAAAUUUGUAAUAUACCAAACUGAACU
This is a messenger RNA of Aethina tumida (small hive beetle), 1509 nucleotides long. Its product is annotated as leucine-rich repeat-containing protein 4B-like. Gene Ontology annotation, molecular function: protein binding. The record is from RefSeq and is a predicted model, not a curated record. Gene Ontology annotation, cellular component: extracellular matrix. Lineage: Eukaryota; Metazoa; Arthropoda; Insecta; Coleoptera; Nitidulidae. The transcript is spliced from 2 exons. The coding region runs from base 26 to 1393 and encodes 455 amino acids.